CAAAUAUCAACUCAGUCCUUCUCAAGUCGACUGUCAAAUUCAACAAACGCACAUACCAUAUUUGGCUGCCUUUUUUGAUAAUGUUGGUUUCUAUGUCGAUGUGAUGGAAUUAACCCCUGGUGAACAAACCGAUGUCAAAGGUGCAGAAGCUAAUCAAUUAUCCAUGAUUAAGUGCUUGAAACUCUGGAAAGGAAAGAAUCCUGAACAAGUGACAUUCAUGACCCUUCUGGAGAUGUUGGUAAAGUUAAGGAAGGAAGAGAUUGCCGAUCAAAUCUGUCAGUACUUGAAGGAGGAUAUCAUCACCUCACUUCCAACACAGUCUAGUAUUCAAGGAGCAUCUAACUCACCUGACGAUUCCAGUGUUUCAAGACGUUAUACCCAAGAAACACCCUCCUCUGCCAAGUGGGAACUAGACUCGCUAGAAAUGGAUAAAGCUUUCUCAACGUUUGUGCUCCAACUUCAGCAGUCUUUGGAAACUCGAAUUGUUUUGAAGAAGCUGACGUCUUGUUUAAUGGAUGUGAGCUGCUACCAGAAAGUAUUUAAAGGCCCUAACCAGUGUUUGUUUCGAGACAAGCGAGAAGAAUUACGUGCAGCUAGCGAUUUCUACGAUGUAUGGGAUAUUAUCCGAGACUACGUUUCAUAUUUUUCGUAUGGCUUGAUUAAAUAUCUCACUGACCAUCUUGGAAGUAAGGAGGACCAGGAUAACUUAAUAGCUUAUGUGAAAGAAUUUGAAAAAUAUGCUAAACGAAGGAUUCAGUACCCGAAAAAGUUUGGUUCGGGCUACAGAGAAGAUAGCACUAAGAUGAUCGUGAAGCUCGACUCUACUUACGACAAAUGUGAGCUUCUCUACUUGAAACAAUUUGAAGAAAAUCUAGCAAAAAUACUCAAAGUCGAAGCAAAUGCGUUAUUACUUCGUGGAAUUAAUGAAGGCUGCGUUCAACUUGUGUUUGAGGUACCCUCUUUUAUUCCUCCCGACAUCUUCCCACUCACACCCAAUCAAGAAGCAGAAAUAAGAGAUCUUGGGGUAAUCCAAUUGGACUGCGGGGACUAUCAUUUCCAACUACAGGAUGACAAUUCUCACAGUACAGAUAGUGAUGCUGACUCGGACAACGAUGACAAUCAAAGUGCUCAGCCAUCUGUGGAACUUGACAAUGAGUCAAUAGCUGUGAAAUCAAAGAGUUCUCAUUCUGAUUCUGGAUAUAAUACUGUGUUAUCCAAUUGUCUACCUAGCCAAACCUCAUCGACAGUACAUACCGAAUUUGAAAUUGACCUCGACGCAGAUCCACAGUUGAACGACAUAGCUUUACGUGCGACAAGUUUGCUGUCAGUCAUUAACUCCUUCCCAGCAUACAUACACCUUCAUGCCAAAUGGAAUGAAGUACCACCACCAAUCAAGCUUCAUUCAGCCGUAUUUAAUGGAGAAAUAACCCAAGUUCGGUUCCUGAUUGAAGUUCUAUACUGCAACAAUUCUGUUGAGCAAGGUCAAUUUCUACUUCACACUGCAGCAGCUUAUGGACAUCUCAAUAUUGUUAGGUACUUUAUUGAAGACAGAAAAUUCAAUCCGGCAACUGAAUCCACGAACAAAAAAACGCCACUUCAUUUUGCCGCGCUCAAUGGACAUCUACAUAUUGUUACGUACCUUGUCGGCAGUCAACUGGUCGAUCCCACGAGUGUGGACAACAAUCAUUGCUCUCCACUACACAAUGCCUGCAGAAGUGGGAACAUCGAUGUAGUAAAGUACUUGAUGUCUGAGAUUCAACAACACGAACUACUCGAUGUGAAUGAGAAGGCCAUCGAUGGAAAUGCACCUAUCCAUUUUGCUGCUGAAUCUGGUAACCUGGAUUUGAUUCAAUUUCUGCUGAAGGAGCUUAAACUUUCCUUUCAAAUGAUAGCUGAAUGUGACCUGCAAAGCAAAGACAAGAAAGGGAGGUUGCCUUUUCAGAAUGCUGCAAUAUAUGGCCACACUGAAGCGCUAAAGCUGUUAUUGAAAGAACCUGGCAUACAAGUUGACUCGUUGAUGAAGGACGAUUUCACAGCACUACACGUUGCAGCCGGACUAGGAAACUUGGAGUGUGUGCAAAUUCUUCUUCAAAAAGGGGCCAAUCCAGAUGUUCAAAGCUUUAAGAAAUUGACUCCUCUCUGGUUGGCUAGUAGAAACGGGGCCGAAGACAUUGUUAAUCUGUUGAUCUCUGCUGGAGCAAGUGUUCAUCUGUCAAAUACGUUAACUCCUCUUAUGGUUGCUUGUCUUAUGGGCCAUGCUGGAGUUGUAGAGCUACUGAUUGCUGCUAAAGCUGACAUUGAAGGCCAUUCUCUAAAAGAAGAUUCAACGCCUCUUAUGCUGGCUGCUAGUAAAGGACGAUCAAAAUGUGUCGAUGUUCUCAUAAGGAAUGGGGCUCGGGUCAAUGCAAAUACUAUUCGUGGAUUCACAGCUCUAAUAAUCGCUGCUCAAGAAGGUCAUCCUGAAGUUAUGAUACAACUUAUCUCUGCCAAGGCUCAGAUCGAAGCUCGCACUCAGUCUGGCCAUACAGCUCUCCACACGGCUGCUUUCAAAGGACAAUCAGAGUGUGUUAGUGUUCUCCUCAAGAAUGGAGCAUCCCCAAAUUCAACAGACAAGAUUGGGUUCACUACUCUUAUGAUGUCUGCUCGAGAUGGUCAUGUCAAGAUUAUGGAACUGUUAAUUGCUGCAAAGGUUCAUGUCAAUGCACGAGGUGUCCAAAUUGGAACAGCUCUCCAUUUGGCUGCCAUUGGCGGUCAGACAGAGUGUGUCAGUGUUCUCCUAAACAAUGGAGCCAAUCCCAAACUAAAGGAUGAAACUGGAGGCACUGCUCUCAUGGCAGCGGCUCACUUUGGUCACCCCACUGUGGUUGCUUUAUUCAUUGAUGCAAAAGCUCCACUUGAUGCUCAAACACUAUUUGGAUCUACGGCUCUAUAUCAUGCCACAACUGGAGGUCGUACGGAGUGUGUCCGUGUACUCCUCAAGAGUGGAGCUGACGCCAAUAUAGCUGACAAGGAGAGAGCGAGCCCUCUAAUGAUAGCGUCACAACUUGGUCAUCUCGCUAUAGUGAAACUACUGGUUGCUGCCCAAGCUGACGUCAAUGCCCAAAAUAGACCACAAGGAGUAACAGCUUUACACUUAGCAGUUGCCACAGGGCAAACAGAGAUUGUCAGUGUUCUCCUCAAAAAUGGAGCGGAUCCAAAAGUUACGGAUAAGAUGGGAAUAACAGCAAUGGACACAGCAAAAAGGUGUGGUCACUUUCUUAUAUACCAGAUGCUAUUGGUAUACCAAGUAGCUAGUGUGCUGUUCAACAGGAACUAGUGUAUGGAUUAUUAUUGCUAACUAUAUGCACACUCGGCCGGCUUUAGUUGUGACAUGUAUAGACUCUAUAAUUAUACACUCUAUAAUAGCUAGCUAGUUUGUCGAUACUUAUUAUUAUUAUUUUGUCUACAGUGUAUUACUGUAUAUA
Molecule: messenger RNA, 3464 nt
Organism: Halichondria panicea
Lineage: Eukaryota; Metazoa; Porifera; Demospongiae; Suberitida; Halichondriidae
Product: ankyrin-1-like
Exons: 15
Coding region: 104-3316 (1070 amino acids)
Biological process (GO): signal transduction
Molecular function (GO): protein binding
Source: RefSeq, a predicted model, not a curated record